AUGAGAGUCCGACAAACUGCCAUCCUUUUGGCACAAUUGCUUUGGCUACUUACUAGCCAAACAAGCGGAUCAUGUGUCUGUGACGAUCCAAAGGCAUUAUGGUGCGACGAGUUCUCGGUUUGGAAUGAACAGUGGACCCAUGAUGUGGGAGGCGGUGGGUGGGGAAACUACGAAUCUCAAAUCUACAACAGGGAGAAUUCUCCAGUCGUAGAUGGUGAGCUCCGCAUUCAUGCAACGAAAGGAUUGGAUGAAAAUUAUUACUCCUCACGGAUUCAAACAAAAGGAAAAGUGGAAUUCCUCUAUGUGAGGCUGGAGGCGUCAAUCAAGGUGACAAACUUGGAAGGAGGUCUUUGGCCAGCAUUUUGGAUGCUUGGUGCCAACUUUGGGGACGUUGGGUGGCCUUUUUGUGGAGAAAUUGACAUUAUGGAACUUGGUUCUGCAGAGGCAAUAGCAAAGGGACAGAUUCAUGAACUGGUAUUGGCGGCCAUGCAUUGGAAUGCGACAAUUGAUGGCGACCACGUCUAUGAAUAUUCUGGAAAUACCACAACGCCAGCUAUGGUGCAAGAGUUUCAUACGUAUGGACUUGAUUGGACGCCGGAAAAGAUAACAAUGGAUGUGGAUGGCAAGGAACUGUUUACAAGAAAUAUUACUGGCCUAGAUCAGUUUCACAAGCCAUUCUUCGUCCUGUUAAACUUGGCAGUUGGUGGCUUGUUUACAGGCAUUGCAGAACCAACCACAGCCGGUGGCGCGAUGAUUGUAGAUUGGAUAAGGGCAUAUGAUAACGGAUCAGGUUCAAGGGUUACCGUUGAUGAGCAACCAUUCAACUACAGCAACGGAGAUUGUACCGAUUCGUCCUCAGGCAUAAGGCUAUUCGCAAUGGUGCCAAUUGUUUUUUCAGCCAUUGUAGCUUGUAUAUUUCUAUCAUAA
Molecule: messenger RNA, 927 nt
Organism: Cylindrotheca closterium
Lineage: Eukaryota; Bacillariophyta; Bacillariophyceae; Bacillariales; Bacillariaceae
Source: the annotation of a GenBank genome assembly